Molecule: messenger RNA, 2930 nt
Organism: Rosa rugosa (rugosa rose)
Lineage: Eukaryota; Viridiplantae; Streptophyta; Magnoliopsida; Rosales; Rosaceae
Product: putative pentatricopeptide repeat-containing protein At3g25970
Exons: 2
Coding region: 197-2272 (691 amino acids)
Biological process (GO): RNA modification
Molecular function (GO): protein binding; RNA binding
Source: RefSeq, a predicted model, not a curated record
AUUUUGAAAAAUAUUUUGACCAUAAGGCAGUUAUUACGCUCAGGCCUCGUUUGGUUUACGGAAAAAAUAGUAGAGCAUUGUUUUCUUUCGGUGCCACAAAACCCAGUUUGACAGGUUUCAUUUGUUUGGUCAGCUGUGGGUGUUUCAAAAAAAAGAAAAUGGUUUCAUUGUCUUAGGGAAAAACGGCCCUUCAUGAAUGAGGGUAUUCCAUUCACUUGUGAAUGCUUUGCGCAAGGUGUCGAUAACCCACUGCAGGGAAAUCAAGUUAGGAGCCUUGGCAGACGUUUACUGUGCGAACAAUAUCCUAAACUUGUACGCGAGAUGUCAACACUUGUGCCUUGCCCACCAGGUGUUCGACGAAAUGCCCCAGAGAGACACCGUGUCUUGGAACACCAUUAUUGCUGGAAAUGUGAACUGCGGGGAGUUCGAGGCGGCGUGGGAGAUACUAAGAAGCAUGAGAAGAUGUGGGUUUGAUUUUGAUGGGUAUACAUUUGGAAGCAUACUUAAGGGUGUCGCUUGUGCUCUUCGAUACGAUCUUGGGCAGCAAGUGCAUUCCUUGGUUGUUAAGGUAGGUUAUGCCAGUAAUGUUUAUUCUGGAAGUGCUCUUUUGGACAUGUACGCGAAAUGUGGGAGAGUCGAGGAUGCAUAUGUGGUCUUUGAAUCAUUGCCGCAACGCAACUCUGUUUCGUGGAAUGCACUCAUUGCUGGUUACGUGCAAGCAGGUGAUCGCAGCACGACGUUUUGGCUAUUACAUUGUAUGGAGCAGGAGGGUAUGCAGCUGGAAGAUGGCACAAUCGCUCCACUUUUGACAUUGCUUGAUGAUGCUGAGUUUUAUGAGUCCUUAGUACAGAUUCAUUGUAAAAUUAUUAAACAUGGGCUGGGAUGUGAAAGUACGGUCUGCAAUGCCACAAUCACUUCCUAUUCAGACUGUGGGUCAAUAGAAGAGGCCGAAAGAGUGUUUGAUGGUUCUUUUGGUAAAAGAGAUUUGGUGACAUGGAAUUCCAUGCUAGCAGCGUACUUGGUUCACGGAAAAGAACAACUUGCUUGCAAACUCUUCUUGGACAUGCAAAGGCUUGGGUUUGAACCAGAUAUCUACAGUUAUACUAGCAUCAUCACUGCUUACUCUGAAGAGGUACACAAGAAUCAUGGGAGAUCCUUUCAUGGACUGGUCAUAAAAAGGGGACUAGAAAAAUCAGGACCAAUCUCUAAUGCGUUAAUUGCUAUGUAUCUCAAGUGGAGUAACAAUUCCUUGGAGGAAGCACUACAUAUCUUUGAAUCCUUGGAGUUUAAGGACCGUGUUUCUUGGAACUCCAUUUUGACUGGGUUUUCGCAGAAUGGAUGGAAUGAAGAUGCCUUGAGAUUAUUUGGGCAUAUGAGAUAUGGAGAGGUGGAGGUUGAUCAUUAUGCCUUCUCAGCUGUACUUCGGUCUUGCUCAGAUUUAGGAACCCUCAACCUGGGUCAACAGGUUCAUGCUUUGACACUUAGAUCAGGGCUUGAAUCCAAUGAGUUUGUAGCUAGUUCUUUGAUCUCUAUGUAUUCCAAGUGCGGGAUCAUUGACGAUGCUAGAAAAUCGUUUGAAGAGACUCCUAAAGAUAGCGCAAUCACUUGGAAUUCAAUAAUUUUUGGAUAUGCACAAAAUGGGCAGGGAUAUGUUGCACUGGACCUCUUCUCCCAAAUGAAGAAGGAAAAGGUGAAACUUGAUCACAUAACAUUUGUGGCAAUUCUAACUGCUUGUAGCCACAUGGGUUUGGUUGAACAAGGAUGCAAGUUUCUAAAUUCUAUGAAGUCUGAAUACACAAUUGCACCACGAAUGGAGCAUUAUGCUUGUGCAGUAGAUCUAUAUGGGCGCGCUGGGCAUCUAGAUAAGGCAAAAGCCUUGAUUGAAGAAAUGCCAUUUGAACCUGAUGCAAUGGUGUGGAAGACUUUACUGGGUGCCUGCAGGGCUUGUGGCAAUAUUGAAUUAGCGAGUCAAGUAGCAGACUAUCUGCUAGUGCUAGAGCCUGAAGAGCACUGCACUUAUGUUCUUCUUUCUGACAUGUAUGGACAUCUUAAAAGGUGGGAUGCUAAAGCUAGUGUAAAGAAGCUUAUGAGGGAAAGGGGUGUUAGGAAAGUCCCUGGUUGGAGUUGGAUAGAACUCAACAAUGAGGUGCAUGCAUUUAAAGCUGAAGAUCAUUCACACCCUCAGUGUGAAGAGAUAUAUUUUGUAUUGCGAAUUCUAAUGGAGGAAAUCAAAAGGCUGGACAUUGUUGCUAAUCUAAAACAGUUUGGGUGAGGGAGAUGAAGGUGGGACUUGAGGAGGUGUGGGAGUUAGAAAUACCCAGUUGCUAACUGCACCAUUGGUCAACUUUUAGAGGAGGGACUUCAAUUUAACAGGUUAUUUAGCUACGUACUAAAAUUAUGCCUGGCGAGGCAGUACUUUCAAAUUCUUUCUGCCCAAUGAGAGACGACUAUUGUGCCCUUGCUCAAUUUUCUCCAGAUUCGAGUUGUCUUCUUCCAGGAAAUUGAGUUCUUACUUUUGCGAACAAAAUAAAGAUGGUAUGUCAUUUCCAGGCUCUGUUAAGACUGAAAGGAUUCUAGGCAAGUUGACGAUCUAGAAUCAUAUGACAUUUGUCACAUUGAUUUGGAAACGCAGAAGGUGGCAGUGUAAGGUAAAUGUUCAAUCCGGAGACAGUUGCAAAACUGUCAAGAAGAUUACCAAUUGAAAAGGAGAGCUCACAGAACUUGAAAAUUGAAGCAAAGCCUGCAAGAAGCUACGGCUGGUGCAUAGAGUUUUUUCUAUUUACAUUGUUUUUAAGUGUUUAUCAUGCAUGAUCUCCUUGAUAUGUCAUUAUAUCUGUCAAAAUUUGGUGAACUUGAAGCCUUGUAAACUAUAAAGUAUUCAUUGAACAUCAUUCCUACAUAAAUAAUGGAAGAGUGAGAUUUGGCUGACC